AUGCGGUCCGCUGGUACCCGGUCCUCACACACCUGCCGGCACACCAAGGGCAUGGAUGGGGGCACGGAGGGGAUGGAUGGGGGCACGGAGGGGAUGGAUGGGGGCACGGAGGGCAUGGAUGGGGGCACGGAGGGGAUGGAUGGGGGCACGGAGGGCAUGGAUGGGGGCACGGAGGGGAUGGAUGGGGGCACGGAGGGGAUGGAUGGGGGCACGGAGGGCAUGGAUGGGGGCACGGAGGGGAUGGAUGGGGGCACGGAGGGGAUGGAUGGGGGCACGGAGGGGAUGGAUGGGGGCACGGAGGGGAUGGAUGGGGGCACGGAGGGGAUGGGGGAGGGGAGAGGGGGAAAGGGCACGCCCCCAAACCCUCACCUCUCUCCGCCCUCUCCCCGCCCCCACCUCUCCCCACUCCCCCACGGCUUCCCCACAAUCCUUCCCCCCUCUUCCCACACCCCGCCCCCACCACUUCUCUUCCCCGCCGCCCCUCCUUGA
This is a messenger RNA of Closterium sp. Naga37s-1, 489 nucleotides long. Lineage: Eukaryota; Viridiplantae; Streptophyta; Zygnematophyceae; Desmidiales; Closteriaceae. The record is from the annotation of a GenBank genome assembly.